Molecule: messenger RNA, 3030 nt
Organism: Zingiber officinale
Lineage: Eukaryota; Viridiplantae; Streptophyta; Magnoliopsida; Zingiberales; Zingiberaceae
Product: receptor-like protein kinase HERK 1
Exons: 2
Coding region: 422-2926 (834 amino acids)
Biological process (GO): protein autophosphorylation
Cellular component (GO): plasmodesma; plasma membrane
Molecular function (GO): ATP binding; transmembrane receptor protein tyrosine kinase activity
Source: RefSeq, a predicted model, not a curated record
UGGCAUGCUGCAGUCUUGGAGCGGAGACGGAGGACGUCUCUCUCUCUUUGUGGCUGCGGCAAACUGGCAAUGGAGUUUGAAGGGAAGCCUCCUCGCUCUCUCCCCCUUUCCACCGAGUACGGAGCCAUGGGGGAGGAUUCUGGCAACGCUGCUCAUGGACAGGGGACACAUUAAUGUCUGCUUGUACUCCGCAGUGAUCCAACAAACCGAGGUACCGGCUUUUCCACUCUUCCAGCUCCCAAAUCUACUCCUUGUCGCCUGGACCCUGGACGCCUCGUCUGCCAAUUUCUGGUAGAUAGACUGAAGUGGCUGCUUCGUGUCGCUCUGUGGCAUCAAAUUAGGGAGAAAUGGAUUUUGUUGCUCGAUUUGUUGAAUUAGGAGAAAAAGAUUGAAUUUUCGCGACAAAGCUUUUGUUUUUUUUAUGGCUGCUGCUUCGGGAAUCUGGAUCCUUGGGCUGGUGUUCCUCGUCUCCUCGAUGGCGUCAUUGCCGCGGUGCUUCUGUGCAUUCACCCCCGCCGACAGGUACCUGAUCGAUUGCGGAUCUCCGACCAGCACAGCCAUCGGAAGCAGGACCUUUGUGGCCGAUUUAUUUUUUUCUUCCACGCUGACGACCCCGACGAACAUCUUGGCGAACACCACUCGAAGCCCCGGCGCCGCCUCUUUCGCCUCGGAGCUCUACCAAACUGCCCGCAUCUUCACAGGACCCUCCUCCUACUCCUUUCCUAUCAAGGCACAAGGCCGGCACUUCAUCCGUCUCUAUUUCUUCCCAUUUGUGUACAGCAGUUACGACCUCACCGCUGCAACUUUCACUGUGUCGACGCAAGAUUUGGUGCUUCUCCACAAUUUCCGCUCAAAUUCGUCAGCGAUGAAGGAAUUCCUAGUAAACACUGCUCGUGACACUCUCAUCCUCUCGUUUGCACCAUCAGGAACCAGUUCCCUGGCAUUUGUGAAUGCUAUAGAAGUUGUUUCAGCUCCUGAUAAUCUAAUUGCCGACAAUGCGCAAACUGUUCGGAUGCAGUCUUACCGGGGUUUAUCGGCUCAAGCAUUCGAGACGAUCUAUCAUCUCAAUGUGGGUGGUCAAGAUGUCCUUCCUGAGGGUGAUCUUUUGUGGAGAACUUGGGAUGCUGAUCUGAGAAUCUUGAUGGAUGCUACUUCAUCUAAAACCUCGAAUAGCUCCGACCGGCUGAAUUAUCUGCCGAUAGGAGCUACCGAAGAGAGCGCUCCCGAAAUAGUAUAUGCCACAGCAAGGGAAUUGGUGUUGACCAAUACUUCGAAUGCAAAGAUCAAUAUGACAUGGAAGCUCAACGUUGAUGCCAGUUUCAGCUACUUGCUGAGGUUUCAUUUCUGUGACAUAGUAAGUCUCGCCGCUAAUCAGCUAUACUUCAAUGUUAGUGUGGGUAACUGGCACAUACUUACUAAUUUCGAUCUUUCAAGUAUUUUAUAUCGGAAGUUGGCUGCACCUUAUUUUGUAGAUUUUGUUAUAGAAGCUAGUGACAUGCCCGAUGAGCUUUCUAUCAGUAUUACUCCUUCAGGUUUUCAAGUUGCUCAUAAUGGCAUCCUUAAUGGGCUCGAGAUUUUGAAGAUGAACUUCUCUGUUGGCUCUGUGAUGGUUGUGCCGCUGCCUUCUUCAUCUGGUUCAAAGAAGAGCAUAGGGAUUGUGGUUGGCUCAGUCAUUGGAUUCAUUGCGAUUUUAGUUGUUAGUAUUACUCUUUUCAUGGUUCUAAGGAGAAGGAAGCUCUGUAGCAAACAGUCUGUUGAGAGUUUGAUGACUUUCUCCACGAAUGACUUGAGUUUUGAAAGAGCAACCGAUCGGAAUUCAAUUGAAACGGCUUCCUUGUCAGAGACAAAUAGGCAAUUCAGCUACCGCUUUCCAUUUGUUGUGCUAGAGGAAGCAACAAAGAACUUUGAUAAUAGUUUGAUGAUUGGAUUCGGAGGGUUUGGAAAAGUCUACAAAGGUGUGUUAAGAGACAACAUGAAAAUAGCAGUGAAGAGAGGGAAUUCAGUGUACAAACAAGGUCUCAAGGAGUUCCGCAAUGAAAUUGAACUGUUAUCGCAAUUGCGACACCGUCAUCUAGUGUGCCUUAUUGGUUUCUGCGACGAGAAGAACGAGAUGAUUCUUGUUUAUGAGUACAUGGAAAAUGGAACUCUCAAGAAGCACCUUUACGGAUUGGGUCUUCCUCCACUUACCUGGAAGCAGCGGUUGGAAAUCUGUAUCGGAGCAGCGAAAGGACUUCAUUACCUUCAUACAAGUUCAUCGAGGGCUAUCAUACACCGCGAUGUGAAGUCUGCGAACAUUCUACUCGAUGAGAAUCUAUUGGCAAAAGUCUCAGACUUUGGAUUGUCAAAGACUGGACCUGAUUUGGAUCAUACACAUGUGACUACUGCAGUGAAAGGGAGUUUUGGGUAUCUCGAUCCCGAGUACUUCAGAAGGCAAAAGCUAACAGAAAAAUCAGAUGUUUACUCUUUCGGUGUUGUUUUACUCGAAGUUCUUUGCGCGAGGCCAGUCAUCAAUCCCACACUGCCAAAUGAGCAAGUGAACUUGGCAGAAUGGGGAAUGAAGUGGCUGAAGAAAGGGGAGUUAGGACAGAUUGUCGACCUGCGAAUCGCAGGGACAAUUAGACCUGCAUCCCUGACAAAGUUUGGGGCUACGAUCGAGCAUUGUCUGCAGGAUUACGGUGCCGACCGACCCACAAUGGCCGAUGUACUAUGGAAUCUGGAGUAUGCUCUGAAGCUUCAGGAGUCCGAGGCCAGUCUGGCCAAGACUAAUAGCGAAAUUCGCAUUGCUGAACUUUCGCCCAUGGUUCAAAGUAUCAACCCCACCGGAGAUGUAUCUUCGCAGGAGUCCAAUGGCCCUGUCACGAACGACUAUACAGAUGCUUCAAUAGACAAAGCAUUUUCGCAAUUGAUGAAUUCCGAAGCGAGGUAAAUUCUGUUGUACUCAUGAAUGGUUGUUUAGUUCCUAAUGUUCUUUGUGAACCUUGCUUCAAUGUUGUGGUAUGUUUUUCAUUAAUAUGUUUCAUUCGAGUUAAA